CAACAAGGAUUGGCUCUGCUGCUUUGGUGUAGCAUUGAUUACUGCAGAGAAAAGCAUGUCUGAGCCAGCAUGCACCAGCUCCCAAAACAAUGACCUAGUCACAUGGUGGUGAAUAUGCAAAGUUUUGAUGCUUUUUUCCUCCUGAAUAAAUCUGCACUUGCACGGUGCAUCUACUCCCCUAUUCAGCUCAACUGUUUAGGAAGCUGCAGAAAGAGAAAUACGUGGACUGAUGUGGGACAUUCAGUUCAUUCAGUGCCAAGAAUUGGCUCCACUGCUUUGGUGUAGCAUUGAUUACUGCAGAGAAAAGCAUGUCUGAGCCAGCAUGCACCAGCUCCCAAAACAAUGACCUAGUCACAUGGUGGUGAAUAUGCAAUGUUUUGAUGAUUUUUCCCCCUGAAUAGAUCUGCACUUGCACGGUGCAUCUACCCUGCAAUUUCCCCCUAUUCAGCUCAACUCUGCUGUUAGCUUCAAGAAGAGCAGAGUGGGGAUUGAAGCCAGACAAGCCAAUCAGCAGACAAGAGACAGAGCUUUGGCCCUUCCUCCUUCUAGAUGCCUCCAAUCAGUCAGUCCUGAGUAGGAGGAGCUGUGGUUGCAGGGUGAACAUCGAUCUACCCCUCUCACUGGAGCUGAAAUUGUGAAGUUUUUGAAUGCUUAGCUCUUUCUGAGCCGGUUCUAGGUUGCUCAACAGGUCUGUUAGUGUCUAGGUUACACAGAGAGAGAGCCGCCAUGUCUUCUGCAAGCCCCAAUUCACUCUUUGGGAUGGGAAACCCCUUACUGGACAUCUCUGCUGUUGUGGACAAAGACUUCUUGGACAAGUACACCCUGAAACCCAAUGACCAGAUCCUGGCAGAGGACAAACACAAAGCACUAUUUGAGGAGCUAGUGAAGAAGUUCAAAGUUGAGUACCACGCUGGAGGAGCCACACAGAACUCUAUAAAGAUCGCCCAGUGGAUGAUCCAAGAACCCCAUCAUGUGGGCACGUUCUUUGGCUGCAUCGGCAAAGACAAGUUUGGCAACAUCCUGAAGCAGAAGGCUGAGGAGGCCCAUGUCGAUGCCCACUACUACGAGCAAGACGAAGAGCCCACCGGGAGUUGUGCGGCUUGCAUCACCGGAGAUAACCGGUCUCUGGUAGCCAACCUAGCUGCUGCUAACUGUUAUAAGAAGGACAAACAUCUAGACCUGGAAGAAAACUGGAAGCUGGUGGAGAAAGCUAAAGUCUACUACAUCGCUGGUUUCUUCCUGACCGUCUCUGUGGAGUCCAUGCUGAAAGUGGCGAAGCACGCGUCUGAAAACAACAAGCUGUUUUGCCUGAACCUCUCUGCACCCUUCAUCUGCCAGUUCUUCAAGGACAACCUCAUGCAGGUUAUGCCCUACGUCGAUGUUCUGUUCGGCAAUGAGACGGAGGCAGCUGCAUUUGCUAAAGAGCAAGACUUCGAGACUGAGGACAUUAAGGAAAUUGCCAAGAAAGCCCAGGCUUUGCCCAAACACAACAAAAAGAGACAGAGGGUUGUAGUGUUGACCCAAGGGAAGGAUGAAACCGUUAUGGCGCAAAGUGACAAGUUCGAGACAUUCCCAGUACUGAAGAUUGCCUCCAAGGACAUCGUUGACACAAACGGUGCAGGCGAUGCCUUUGUAGGAGGUUUCCUGUCUGAGCUGGUGCAGGAGAAACCGCUGGAUCAGUGCGUGAAGGCGGCACACCACGCCGCCAACGUCAUCAUCAGACGAGCAGGUUGCACCUUCCCAGAAAAACCCAACUUCAACUGAGGGAUUCCCGGACAACAUGUCCUUCCGUCUGAAACCUCAUACUCAGCUGCAACUCCCAUAACUUCCACUAAUUUCUACAAAUACUAUCAGCCACCCGUCCAUGUUGUUUUUCAAUUAAUCCGCUCAUAACUUCCUUCCAAUUGUUAGUUGGGUGCCUCCAGCCAAGAGCCAAGAAGAUUUGUUUAUACAUAAAUGACCUAAAGGAAUCAUGAUAAAAUCACGGAUGUGAUUAUUUUAAUUUAUACAAAGGAUCUUAAUGGGAAAUCUUGUUUUCAUGUACAGUUGUUUUUGUUUCUAAAUGUUUUUUUUUGGCUUUGACACUGCCAACAUCCGGCUACACUGACGCCCAUCAGACUCUGCAAGCUGCGAGCGCUCGUGUUGACAUCACACAAGUCUGUUGUUUCUUCCCCUUGGAGACCGAGUCAAAGCACCAGAAGUUAACUCCACAACGGAAGGACACAUUAUACACAGAAGAAUAAUGAAUAAAAUAUCAGUCAAUAGAGGUUCUGGAUACUGCACUGAAAUAUGCAGUAGUGAUUUGUUUUUGACUUUUAUUUUUUUUAAACAUUAAUUAUUCUAGAUCAUGAGUUUAUACUUGUCUAGAUUUAAUUUAACAGGCCAGUUAUGAAACCAAAUGUUUUUCUUUUUAAGUGCACACUUUUUAAUUGUGUUAAAGCCUCUGCCCACUGAGGCCUGUGAUGUUAAAUGUCAGCUUCACUGUGUCAGUGAUGUUCAGAAGUUACCUUCAACUUCACCAUCGUGGAAGUUUGUUUUUUGGGCAGGUGCUUCCAGUAACGAGUGCCUUUUUUCCUUCCUUUCUCUGUCAAUGUUACAAAAUCUGCAGGGAAACUUGCAAACUAGACCAGUGAUGGGCAACUGGUGGCUUGUGUGGGUGGAAAUGGACAUACAACAUCUCUAAAAUGCAUGCAAGAUAGAAACAUAUUACAUUUUAAUGUUCUCUGUCAAAGGAAUACAGUGGGUAUUAAAACUGACUUUUUCACCAGACAGAAUAUGUAAACAAACUUUUGGACCGUCCGCUUUGCUAAAUCAGAUGUUAAUGGAAUAGAAAUAUACAUUUUCACAUAAUCAGAUCUUGAUAUUUUUAUUGCCAAGAUAUUAAAGAAAUGGGGGAAACAAAUGCAGAACAGCUAAAUUCAGGCACAGGCCACACUUGUGAUAUGGGGUCAAACAUUUCAAACCAUCUGUAUUAACCUGAGUUUGUGGUCUACGCAACACUGAAUACUUGAACACAAUUAUUCUGAAUAUGGAUCAAAUUUCAUGAUGAUGAGCAAGAAGUAGGUUUUCUGAAUACUACGAGAGUUGUUUUGAAACUGAUAUCUGAUAGCAUUGUCCCUGUGUUAAAUAGGUGUUUUUUUUAUGUUAAAAUGCACCAAAAAGCCUUAAGGUACGAUGUAUUCCUGGUCUCAGUUGCACUCAAGUUGCCCAUCUCUGUGCUUGACUGCGAUGCCUAAAAUUCAAGAAUAAACUGUACAACGAUGA
This is a messenger RNA of Sebastes umbrosus (honeycomb rockfish), 3264 nucleotides long. It is a transcript of the gene adka, whose product is annotated as adenosine kinase a. The transcript is spliced from 11 exons. Gene Ontology annotation, molecular function: adenosine kinase activity. Bases 727 to 1764 code for a protein of 345 amino acids. The record is from RefSeq and is a predicted model, not a curated record. Lineage: Eukaryota; Metazoa; Chordata; Actinopteri; Perciformes; Sebastidae. Gene Ontology annotation, cellular component: nucleus; cytosol. Gene Ontology annotation, biological process: purine ribonucleoside salvage.